ACAAAACAGGAACACCGGAAACAGGAACAGGAAGGAAAUUCGUUUGUGGGAAGAUAAAAUUUGCCGAAAUCUGCUGAAAUCGGUGUUUUUUCGGCACAUUUUGUGUGUGAUCGGGUUAAGCAGAACGACGCGUAUUCCGAGUGAGGUUCCCAAGUAAGCGGCUGCAGGAUGAAGGUGAAAGAGCUACAGAAGAUGGUGAACGUCGCGUGGUCACCGGCGCAGCAGAACCCUAUCAUGCUGGCCGCCGGUACCGCGGCCCAGCAGCUGGAUGCGUCGUUCAGCACGAGUGCCACCCUCGAGCUGUACUCGAUCAAUUUGGCCGAUCCGAGCUACGAUCUCGAACUCAAAGGUACCCAAUCGAGUUCGCAACGGUUCCACAAGCUCAUCUGGUCGCCAACGGCCGGUGGCGAGACUGCCGGGGGUGCUGGGAUCUCCAGCCCAUCCGGACUGAUCACCGGAGGAUGCGAGAGCGGUGUGCUGCAGGUGUAUAAUGUGGCACAGCUGUUGGCUGGCCAGAAUGCGUUGGUAGCGCAGCAGGAGAAGCACCAGGGUGCCGUACGCAGUCUGGACUAUAACCCCUUCCAGCACAAUCUCGUGGCGAGUGGUGCCUCGGAAUCGGAAAUAUUCAUCUGGGAUCUCAACAACACGGCCGUACCGAUGAGCCCCGGUGCUAAGGUGACACCCUUCGAGGAUGUCCAGGGAUUGGCCUGGAACCGGCAGGUGCAGCACAUCCUAGCGUCCGUCUUUCCCUCACGGUGUGUGAUCUGGGAUCUGAGGAAGAACGAACCGAUCAUCAAGCUUAGCGAUACGCAGUCACGGAUACGCUGGCGCGUAGCGCAGUGGCACCCGGAAGUGGCCACGCAGUUGUGGCUCGCCAGCGAGGAAGAUCAAUCACCGACGGUGCAGUUGUGGGACCUGCGGUAUGCUACGGCACCGGCUAAAACCUUCCACAUCCAUCAGCGAGGUGUACUGGGGCUUACCUGGUGCCCGAAGGAUCAUGAUCUGGUGGCCUCCUGUGGUAAGGAUAAUCGAAUCAUCUGCUGGAACCAAAACACGGAAGACCCGAACGGUGAGAUACUGUCGGAGCUGGCGACCACGAAUCAGUGGAACUUUGAUGUGGCCUGGUGCCCCCAGAAUCCGGCCCUUAUUGCCGGAUCGAGCUUCGAUGGGAACGUGACGAUCUAUUCGAUCCACGGAGGCGUACAUCAGCAGGUGCAGACGAGCAACAAGAUCGCCGAUUCGUUCCCCGGUAUGGAACACAUCGGUCACGAACCGAUCCCGCAGCAACACGCACCACAAUCGGCCGCUACCGUCUGCAAUGAUCUCAAGCGACCACCACGCUGGAUGCGCCGACCAGCGGGUGCUUGCUUUGCGUUCGGUGGAAAGCUGGUCACGUUUAAUGGUGCGAGCCGCACGGUAACGGUCAACCAGGUCAUAACGGAUCCGGAGCUGGUGCAACGCUCGAACCAGCUCGAACAGGCGCUGGCGGAGGGUAACUUUGUUGAUUACUGUCGCCAGAAGGCCGAUCAAACGACCGAUCAGCAUUCACGGCUACUGUGGUACUUCCUGAAGGCCAACUUUGAAGCCGAUCCACACUCUGAGAUGCUGAAUUUGCUAGGCUACGAAACUGGUGACAUGACGAGCAAGUUCAAGAAGUACGUGGUCGAUUCAGGGAACGAAAACGAGCAGUCUGGGCACAAUCCGGUGGAUGGACUGAGCGACCAGAUGGCUGGUCUGAGUCGGAUUACGGAUAACAAUGCGGUGUUUGAUGCUAUUGCCGCUUCCACUAUCGGUAAGCAGGAAGAGGAGAACUCAUCGAAACAUAAUGGUAGGGAGGAACACUUGCCAUAUAAAAUCCGUACCGGAGGCGAUAAGGAAGGUUUGAUCUGUGAGGCUCUGUUAACGGGAAACCUUGAGGCUGCGGUUGAGCUGUGCAUGCAGGCAGGAAAAACGAGUGAAGCCCUCAUACUGGCGGUGAACGGUGGAUCGGAGUUGCUGGCCAAGGUGCAGUAUCGGUAUCUGCGGAACAACGAAAACUACUUGUCGAACUUGAUCUCCGCGCUGGUAACGUCGGAUUGGAGUGGCGUCGUGGCCCAAUGUACGAUCGAUUCCUGGAAGGAGGCCCUGGUAGCGGGCAUUACGCACUGUAAGCAGCAGCUUCCGUUGCUCUGUGAGCAGCUUGGUCAACGGUUACAGUACGAAGGGGGCAGUAACGUCGAGCUCGCUCGCAAUGCCAUCCUUUGCUACAUCUGCGCCGGUAAUACGGAGCGGCUGGUGGAAGCUUGGAGUCUGGCCAAGCAAGGCACCGGUGUGAACGGCAACGAGUACGGCGAGGACGGCGAGCUAGAUAAGAACAACAACAGCAACCGUGAUCUGCAGGAGCUGGUCGAGGUAGCGAUGCUGUUGCAGCGAGCACUCGAAAAGCAAGGACGGGCUACGCAAGCGACGGGCAAGCUGGCCGAUCUGUUAUCCCAGUACGCACGGUUACUGGCCGCUCAAGGUUCGCUUCCGUCAGCCUUAACGUACGUCGGUAAUUCGACCGAUCCCGACCUAGAAGAGCUCCGGGAACGAUUGUACUAUGCGCUGGGACACAAGAGCUACGCGGCAACGGCUGGCCAUGGGCGUGUUGGGUAUGGUGGUGGUAACACGCAGCAACCCGCUAGCCAACCACCCUUCAAUCCAUUGUUCCCAACGAUUGGCCAGGCGGCAAAGCUAAAGGCGGCAUACGGACAGCAGCAACAGCAGCAGCCGACGAUCCCGCCAUCAACGUUAACCUCCGCUACCCUUUCACAGCCGGGCUGGAACACGACUCCGUUCCAGCAACAAGUGAAUCCGGUUGGUGUGCCACCGAUCACUACCGCUCCACUGGCUCCAGCAGCGUCCAUGAUGAAGCCCCCACUAGGACCACCACCAUCGUCGUCGUCGAUCACGAACGAUCAUCUUACUCAACCACCACCACGUCCGUCGAGUGUUAGCUCGCAAACUGGUGGAUCAACGACACUCGGUCGUGCGAAGUAUGUGCUCGAUCCGUCGGUCCAAUCGGGACCAACUUAUGGUCAGCAGCAGAGUUUCUACAAUCCGUACCAGCAGCAGACGCAGCAGUCGAACAGCGGCACGGGACCAUACAACACUGCACCAGUACAGGCAACACAACCACAGCCGGGUAACUUCUAUAAUCCGACGGCACAACCUCCUGCACCGGUUCCGGUUGUUCCUCCAGCAAGCAACACCUUUAAGCCAUUCACACCAGCACCGCUUGUACAGCCAACGCUGAGCAACAAUGUUAGCUACAUGUCACCGCUCGAUCAGCAGCAGCAGCAACCGAAUUACGGAUAUGGCCCGCAACCAGGAGGACAAGUGCCCAGUUCAACGGCACCACCACCGAUGGCGAGUCAAAUGCAGAAGAACCCUACACCGCCACCGGGCUGGAAUGAUCCUCCAGCGUUGAAAGGAACGGCGAGACCGCAGCCAAAGGCGGAACCAACGGCGAUGGCACCGAUCAUGUCACCACUGCCACCGGGGCUGGCCCCAUCGAAUGGGUAUCCGGAUCCAAACAGUAACUACAUUAUGCAGCAGCAACAGCAGCAAACUGGUGCCGGUGGUCAAUACAUGACACCAUCGCAACCGAACAUGUAUGGUGGUGGUCCUGGUGGUGUACCACAGGCCCCUACGACCACCAUUAACUACCAAAACUUCCAGCAGACUCCCAUUGGAGCCGCGAUUGGUGGACAGGCACCACCGUUACCGGCACCGAUGGGUGGUGGUGUAUUCUAUCCCGGUCAGCAACAGGAUCAGAUGCAGCCAACGCAGCAACAGGCCCCGCCAGCACCGGAACCACCGAAACCGAAGCCACCACUGCCGGAGCAGUACGUCUUCAUACAGAACGUGUUCGAGGAGCUGAAGCGUCAGUGCGUGGAAUCGGCCGGUAAUCCUCAAACCAAGCGAAAGCUGGAGGACGUCUCGAAACGGUUGGAAUCGUUGUACGAUCUGUUGCGAGAGAACAGGCUCUCCCAAAACACGCUGAACUCACUUGCCCAGCUGGUUGGGCUCGUACAAGCCGGUGACUACGCCAACGGAAUCGGGCUGCAUACGCAGAUGGUAUCGGGACCGGAUUUCUCCCAGAUCGCUAGCUUCAUGCCGGGCAUUAAGGUGUUACUGCAGUCUGCAAUGCAGCUGCAGGUUUAUCUACGAUAAGCAGCACCAUCCUGGCAUUCCAGUAAUCGGUGUAGGUGCAUGCGGCGCGCGUAUUAGAAAUCGUCAGACCGCCAACCAUGCCCCCCGGGGGACAGUGGCCGGAAUAACUUGCAAUUCAUUUGGUUAUUAUUGUAUUUUGAUAACGAAUAAAUAAAUCCCAUUAAUUAUUUACACACUA
This is a messenger RNA of Anopheles darlingi, 4372 nucleotides long. RefSeq names its product protein transport protein Sec31A (gene Sec31). Gene Ontology annotation, cellular component: endoplasmic reticulum exit site; COPII vesicle coat. Bases 169 to 4194 code for a protein of 1341 amino acids. The transcript is spliced from 9 exons. Gene Ontology annotation, molecular function: protein binding; structural molecule activity. Lineage: Eukaryota; Metazoa; Arthropoda; Insecta; Diptera; Culicidae. Gene Ontology annotation, biological process: endoplasmic reticulum to Golgi vesicle-mediated transport; endoplasmic reticulum organization; COPII-coated vesicle cargo loading. The record is from RefSeq and is a predicted model, not a curated record.